Diabrotica balteata is the source of this 795-nucleotide messenger RNA. NCBI's taxonomy places the organism in Eukaryota, Metazoa, Arthropoda, Insecta, Coleoptera, Chrysomelidae. The record is from the annotation of a GenBank genome assembly.
AUGAGCAACCUCCCGAAGGAUAUUAGUGAUUUAAUUCAAAAGUCCGUAGGGGAAAACAUAGAUAAUUUUGAAGUUACAGUGCAUGGUACCAAUGACAAAGGUGAAGGAUUUGUUGGAGAAAUACUUUUCGUGUCUUUAAAACACAAAACAUCUGGUAAAGAAGAUCACUUGGUUGUUAAAAUAGUAUUGCCAAGUGAAGUGGAAACCACUAUAGACUUUUUGUCGUCUUCAUAUUUCAACGAGAUUUAUUUUUACACAGAAUUAUGGCCAGCGCUAAAAGCGUUUCAAGAAAAGUUUACCAAAGUGUUACCUUUGGAUAUAUUAGCUCACUGUUAUGGAGACUGUCGGGUAAAAGGUAAUGAGAAAAUUAUUUUAGAGAAUUUAAAAUAUAAGAACUAUGCGGUGCAUCCAAAAACAGUACCUGUUUCAAAAGAAUUGUACUCAAAAAUGUUUGCGCUAUAUGGUCGAUACCAUGCCCUUUCUUUCGCAUUUAAAUAUCACGAAAAGGAAAAAUUUCAAACAUUAGUAAAACCUUUGUCCAACAACUGGGAAGGAUUUUUAGGUCUAGAAAUGAUUAAAACCGAAAUUGUAGACGAUUUUGCUAUAAUGGAGGAAAUUUUACGGCGGAAUAAUGAAAACGAUAUUAUUAGUAAAAUUCAACCCUAUGUUAAAAAUGGUGUAGAAAUUUUCCGACGUAGUCUACAUUAUAAAGGACCAAAUUCCGUUGUCGUACAUGGAGACUGCUGGAGCAACAAUAUGAUGUUGAAAUAUAGUAGACUAGAGAAAUUAGUAUGA